Molecule: messenger RNA, 1113 nt
Organism: Cornus florida
Lineage: Eukaryota; Viridiplantae; Streptophyta; Magnoliopsida; Cornales; Cornaceae
Exons: 3
Coding region: 1-1113 (370 amino acids)
Source: RefSeq, a predicted model, not a curated record
AUGGCAAACAAUUCGGUUCCAUUUCAAAUGCUUCGAUUCACCAAAGAUAACUAUGAAAAUUGGUGUAUCCGUAUGAAGGCAAUUUUGGGAGCACAAGAUGUGUGGGAAGUUGUUUCCAAAAGUUAUGAUGAGCCAGAAGAUGAGGCAACUUUGUCUCAAGCCGAAAAAGAUGUUUUACAAGCCAUGAGAAAGAAGGACCAAAAGGCGGUGAUGACCAUCCAUCAAUGUUUGGAUGAUGGAAUGCUACAAAGAGUUGCUAGUGCAGAAAAUGCAAAGCAACUAUGGGAGAUUCUUCAAAAUUCCUUCCAAGGAGUUGAUAAAAGUGAAGAAGAUCAACUAAGGAGAUAUGACGAAACCACCAUGACUGAUACAAGGGUCGUUGAAAAGAUCCUUCGGUCGUUGGAUUCCAAAUUCAACUACAUUGUUGUAGCCAUUGAAGAGUCAAAGGAUUUGGAUUCCAUGACUGUUGAUCAACUCAUGGGUUCGUUGCAAGCUCAUGAAGAAAAAGUGGUGAAGAAACAAGAAGCAUUGGAGCAAGUGCUACAAACAAAGUUUUUGCUGAACGAAAGAGACGAAAAACAUGGAAGAAAUCAAAGGGGCCGAGGACGUGGAAAUGCACGUGGCCGAGGAAGAGGAAGAGGCCGUGGAAGAGGAGAAAGAAGCGGUCAACACACAACCAACAAUGAAGAAAAAAUCCAUGACUCACAACAAAUAAGAGGUCGUGGUAGAGGAAAUUACUCAAGGUCAUAUGGAAGGAGGUAUGAUAAGUCUCAAAUUCAAUAUUAUAAUUGUCAAAAGUAUGGUCAUUAUGCUUCGGAGUAUAGAAAUGUUGCUAACGAUGUUGAAGAAAAGGCGAAUUAUGUUGAUGAAGAAGUGGAGCCUACUUUGUUGUUAGCAUACAAAUGUGAAAGGAGUGAUCAAGAAGAUGUGUGGUAUCUUGACACCGGUGCUAGCAACCAUAUGUGUGGUAGCAAAGAGAAGUUCGUUGAUAUUGAUGAAUCAAUAAAUGGCAAGGUAACAUUUGGAGACUUAUCACAAAUUCCGGUAAGAGGGAAAGGUUCCAAUGACAAAGAACCGGAUGUUUUUGCUAAAUAUUCAAGCCGACGAGGCUAA